GUGUAUUUUCAGCACCACUCUAUCCUUAAUACUAUACUGACAUGUUUUUAAACAUUGAUAAUUACAGUCAUUUGUAACUAUUGUUGUUAACUACCAUUUCGAAUGUCAUAUUCUAACAUAAAUAAUCCUACCUUGUCGCGCUCUUUUGAGUCUACUAAUGACAACUUUCGCUCAAGAUCAAACUCUCCGGCGCAUACUAUUAGAAGCAAGACUGGUAGCGCGUUUAUUCAAGAUAGUCAUAGCAUUAGUAGUACAAAGAGCGUCAAAUCAUACCCUAGGAAAGGAACAACACUUGCGAAUGCUAAUCUUACUGUUGAAGAACAAAAUCAUUUGGAAGAAGUGCUUUCACGCUUCGAUAAAUUUCGGCAAAUCGAAGACAAACGUGUGAGACAGCUACGACAAGAAAUGAUUGAUAAACAAAAAGCUCGUAUAAAAAAUUCAGAAUCUAUCGGUGAAGGUCGAUGUAACAAUUGUAAUACUCUAUUUGUACCACUUUUACAACCGGCUAUUCGAUGUGUCAAUUGUCAUGGGGAUUUCUGUCGUAUGUGCACAGAAAAACUACCUAAUACAAAUGUUGUGAUGUGUAAAUUUUGUCGAUUCGAAACUCUGCACAAAUGUAAACUUGGAGUAUGGUUCACGGAACAACUGAAACAAGCUCGAGCAUCUGGUCGUGUACGAGGUGUUAGUGGUCCAGAAGCUCUACGUUCAUCUAUCCAACGAAUUCAACGUGAAGCGAGAUCUAACACACCUCGUAGUCGAGGAGCAAAUGUGCAAGAAUUGAUUCAACAGCAUCGUAGAUUAUCCGGUACUUUUUCUUUCGGGAAUACAAACGAAACAAAUAACUUUGGGAAAAAUGAUAAGUCAAGAUCUAUGACUCUAUUUUACCCUAAAGAUGAAGUUAAUGAAGAGCCAAAUAAAGUAUCUGAAGAUAACCAAUUUCUCAAUCGUGAUAGAGAUUAUUCAAUUUUUGACAACUGUUCGAAGAACAACGCUACAGAAGAUGCAGUGGAUGAGCAACUUGAAGUCAAUCAUCAGGAUCAACAUGUUGGAUCUACCACAACAGAGGAAAAACGUCAGUCUAGUUCGAAACCAGACAAACAAUCGAAAUCUCUUCAUUCAUCUACUCCACAGUUGAAUCAAAUAAAUAUGUCUAAAGAAGCUAAUCUUCAUAAGCAGAAUCCUGGAUUCAGUUCAUCAGAGUGUUACAGUCCAUCUUUAGGUAGUGACACUGCAUCAUUAAUGGAGAAAAAACUCAACUCCUCAUAUACAGAUUUGACACCUGGUAAAAUACCUAUAACACACCAAAAAAAUUUGGAUUCUGAAGCUGAAAGCCGCACAAAUCUAAGUGUAGCCAGUGGGGUAUAUCCUGAUAGCAUACAAAAUCCCACAAAAUUUAACUCAGUUAAAGUUUUAAAUGUUCAAGACCGACGAAAAAGCAGUUCUCUGAAUGAAUUCGAUAUUAUUCGUAUGUAUGAUUAUGAAGCUACACCUUUAUCAAAGAUAAACGAAACCGAUGCCAAUAAGGCUCGUGAAAAGGGUCUUAAUCCAGCACAGAGUUUUAGGUCGCUGUUUCACAUCGGGCUAGAUAAAAAUCAUGCCAGCCAUGCAUCCACCCUAAGUAUAUACAGCGAACGCGAAUCAAGUUACGCGCAUGGCAUUCAGAUAUCUGGAGAAAUGCUUAUGGCUGUGAUUUACGAUGAUGCAUAUAAUACACUAAGAAUCAGUAUCAAGCAAGCACGUAACCUAGCGAUAGCAGAUAGAAAACGCAACAUAACCAAUCCCUAUGUGAAAUGCUAUUUAUUACCAGAUCGAACUAAGGGUAGCAAGCGAAAAACAUCGUACAAAAAAGCAACAUGUAAUCCAGUUUAUGAUGAAGAAUUUAAAUAUCAUAUACUAAAACAGGACCUAACAUUGCGUACACUCCAAGUAUCUGUUUGGCAUCAUAAUGCAUUGGGUUUGAAUUUAUUUCUGGGUGAGAUUUUUUUACCGCUGACUUUCCAUCAGUUUGACCAAGCCUCCCAUUGGUAUACACUUGGUGAACACCGCUUCCUUCCAACAGUAUCACACUUACAAGUCAGUCGAGGUGAAAUAGUUUUAGCCAUAAAACUCGUACCAGGUGAAACAGGUAGUAAUCGGGGUGAAAUUCAUGUAUGGAUCAAAUCUGCCAGAGGUCUCAGUGCGUCUACUGACGGGAUGGCUGUAAAGAAGGAUAAUGUUGAUCCCUAUGUAAAAAUAUAUAUGUUGCCCGGUAAAGAAAAGCAUUCGAAACAGAAGACAAAGGUUGUCAGAAAGAAUAAUAAUCCAGAAUGGAACCAAGCUAUUAUAUACAGAGACAUUAUCCUUAACUCUUUAAAUGAAAUUGGAAUAGAAAUUUCUGUUUGGGAUUACGAUCGGUUCUCAUCAAAUGAUUUUCUUGGAGGAUGUAGAAUCAACUGUGGAUCACAUAAUCAACCAUGGUUGGAUGCAAUGAAUGCUGAAAAAUCAGCCUGGUUGGCUAUGUGCGAAAGACCAAAUAUUUGGAUUGAAGCAACAAUACAAUUACGAUCAAGCUUAAACUGACCAAUCUUCAUACUUGAAGGCAAGAAUUCAGUGCUUCCAUUCCUUCAUCAAUUCCAGAAAAUUUUGAUCAAUUUCCAAUAUGAAUAAAAAUUAGUGGUAUUCACAUUGUUUGUGUAUCAGAACUAAAUACUUUCAUGGAUAUGAUUUCAUUAAGUCUGUGUUCUCAUAAUAUGCGCCUGAUGUUUUAAUGGUUG
Molecule: messenger RNA, 2753 nt
Organism: Schistosoma curassoni
Lineage: Eukaryota; Metazoa; Platyhelminthes; Trematoda; Strigeidida; Schistosomatidae
Source: the annotation of a GenBank genome assembly